Messenger RNA from Prorocentrum cordatum, 1761 nucleotides. The record is from the annotation of a GenBank genome assembly. Lineage: Eukaryota; Dinophyceae; Prorocentrales; Prorocentraceae.
CCCGGUUUCUGUUUCGUGGUCUCGUCGGUCCCCCUCGUCGCUGUGCGACACUGCCCGCCGCGUCCAAGACAAACUCCGCAGCCUCUCGCGUUUCCCCUUCUCCCUUCCCUCGUGCUCCCUCUUCCCCUCCGCUCCCUUUUUUGUCCUCCCUUCGCGACCCUGGCCUCCGGCGAGCGGCGUCGUGAGCACCACCGGCGAGGAGAUCGUGAUCGGAGCUCUGGGCCCCGCCCUCGGCCUUGAGCUUUCGAGCCGGAUCGGUACGUGAGAGCCCCAUGGCCCGCAGCGAAGCGAAACCUUUUCACUGCCGUUGCCUGCUUCCCACCUCGCCCCCCGCCGCCUGGCUGUCAGCUCCCCCCACCCCGCACUUCCCCUCUGCAUCGCCCUUCUCGUCUUCGCGGGGUGGCCCUCGCGGUUGUUGGCCCCCCGACGAGGGCGACUGGCGAUGGUGGGAUCCCUACGACAAGCGUGAGUACGACCCUGGGCGCUUCGGCUUCAAGGGCUCCCCGAGGUUCGACGACCUGAAGCUCCGGAGCCCCGAGGCGGCGGCGUGCACCCGGCUCGGGGUCGGCGAGCGCCGCCUGGGGUCCGUGAGGUUCGUCGAGGAGGGCAGGUGGAAGCAGCAGCUCAGGAGAAGAGGCUCGCGAAGGCCCGCAAGCGUGGCGAGCUGUGACGCCGCUGGGCGCCAGGAGGCGCCCCGCCGUUGGCCCCACCCUCGGAGGCCUAGUGAAAAGGGCUCGCGCGCCGCCCGCCGCCCGGCCGCUCCGCCUCGCCUCGCCGCCUCGAGAAAGAGCGAGAGCGGCAGGCGGUCAUGAGCAGGAGCGACCCGUCGCCGAACCAGCCACUCUUGGCCAGGGUGGCUCUUUGCGUGCAGCUGGCGCAGGCAGGCGCAGGCAGGCCCCUCGCCCCCUCUCCGCGGCACUGCUCCGCCUUCCCCCACCAGCCGGUCGCGCGCGCUUCUUCCGCGCCAGGCGGGCGGCCCGUGCGAGCGUCCUGCGCCAUGGUGUUUAAGCAGCAUGUUCGCACCAUGCCACGGGGGCAUCGUUGUCGGGCCUUGAAGAGCGAUGGGUGGCAUUUGGUGAUCCUUUGCCCUGUCACGCUCGAGAAAUUGAUUGUUACCCAGCUCGCCGCGUGCGCCGAAGGUAAUUGGUAAGGGGCGCUCGAUUUUGAAAUCUUGCUUCGCCCGACUUUUUCGUCCCUGCCCUGUUUCCGCCUGGGACGGUGAGGGGGCAUUUCUUUUGACGGGGGCUGGCAGGGUGUGCUUCGAGCUGAAUCGAUUGCUUGCUCAGUGGGCAAGCCUCGCGCUUCCGACUGUCCCGCCGGCGACAGCCGUGAACCGCGCUAGGUGGCGCGGCGGGCCUGUUGACCCUCUCGCAAGAUACGCGCGUGAGCCAUUGCAGCGGCGACUAGCCUCCCUUCCGUAUGGUAUAUUUCCUACGAAGUUAGUCUUUUCUCAUUCGUCGACUCUUUCGCUGUAGCUGGCAAGUGUGGGCUCCGUCUUCGGCGUCUCGCCCUUCCCGCGCGUGCUGGCGCCGGCGCAGGGGCCGGUGGGUGUGGGCCCCAAUCGGUUUGCCGACGUUUCCCGGAGCAGUUGCAGGACCCGCUGCCGCAAUUGCUGUUUGCACAUGCGCGGGUUCUGGCUUUUUGGCUGUGCGUUCCGACUUCGAUACUAAUACCUCCCUGAGGAUCAAGCCUGGUUCCCUAAACCUUUUUCUGCGCUCGCACGGAUUUCGGCUCUGGAGCGGGUGCUCUGCUUGAGUUUCU